UCGUUUCAGCUUUCCCCACGCCCCCAACAGCCAUAGCUUCCGUCAUCGUAGUGGGAGAGAGGACUUCCCUGAAGCAGAGCACUUGGGCCGCGAUGGCGUACAUGAGCAUGGGAGAAGCUCACCGGAGGAUCACCGACUACCUCAACCACUUCUCCGACGCCGUCUACGACCAGGACGCUGCCUCCCUGAAGCUCAUCCUCUCUCUCUCCUCCAACUCCCCCUCCCAACUCUCCCUCGCCGACGCCCUCAACAUCUUCCAGGAUGCGAACAGGCUGAUCAAGCAAUCUGACAAACACUCUCAGUUCGGGGAGAUCGUCGUGCCGCUCUUCCGCUCUCUUCAGAACUACAGGCUCGGCAAUUUGGUCGAUGCAUACAAUGCUUAUGAAAAGGCCGCCAAUGCGUUCAUUCAGGAGUUCAGGAACUGGGACUCCGCUUGGGCUCUGGAGGCGUUGUAUGUGAUUGCUUAUGAAAUUAGGGUUCUUGCCGAGAGGGCUGAUAGAGAAUUGGCUUCAGGUGGGAAGUCGCCUGAGAAAUUGAAGGGGGCAGGAUCUUUCCUAAUGAAAGUUUUUGGUGUCCUUGCUGGAAAGGGCCCAAAACGUGUUGGAGCAUUAUAUGUGACUUGUCAGCUGUUCAAAAUUUACUUUAAGCUUGGUACAGUCCACCUAUGCAGGAGUGUUAUAAGAAGCAUUGAGACAGUUCGCGACUUUGAGGAAUUUCCCAAAAGAGACAAGGUUACAUAUAUGUAUUAUACUGGACGUUUGGAUGUCUUCAAUGAAAAUUUUUCUGCUGCUGAUCAUAAAUUAUCUUACGCCUUGACUCACUGUAAUCCCCAAAGUGAAGCAAAUAUAAGGAUGAUACUAAAAUAUUUGAUACCUGUAAAGCUUUCAAUAGGCAUUUUACCUCAAGAUUGUCUCCUGCAGAAGUAUAACUUAGUUGAGUAUAGGAAUGUUGUCCUAGCACUAAGAAGAGGUGACCUUCGACUUCUUCGAACAGCUCUAGAGGAGCACGAAGACAGAUUCCUUAGGUCUGGUGUCUAUCUUGUUCUCGAGAAGCUAGAGCUCCAAGUGUAUCAGAGAUUGCUAAAGAAAAUUUAUAUCAUUCAGAAACAGAGAGACCCAAGCAGAGCUCACCAGAUGAAGUUGGAAGUAAUUGUCAGAGCACUGAAGUGGCUCAAGAUUGAUAUGGACUUGGAUGAGGUGGAAUGCAUUGUGGCCAUUUUGAUAUACAAGAACCUUGUAAAGGGCUACUUUGCUCAUAAAAGUAAGGUAGUGGUAUUGAGCAAACAAGAUCCUUUCCCCAAGCUGAACGGUAAGCCAGUGAGUUCAUAGUUGAUUCUGAGAUCCUGCGGCACAGUUUUGAGAUUCUGCUGGAUUUAUGCUGAGUUGUAGCGGAAAACGCCGACUCCCAUUCUCUUGCCAAAGGCCAUUAUGAAGCGCAUUGACGAGCAAUCUCAUGCAGUAGUAAUCUGCUUACUAUUGACACGUGCAUUGAAGAAGUAGCCCUCGAAUCAGUUAUAAAAUAACAGGAUGUAUUUUUAUGAUCCUUAUGGGAUAUCUCCUAUUGUACGAUCUUAGGACACGGGUAAAUGUUGUGAUGGGAGUUAUUUGGAAGAUUAUGCAUUGCGGCGUUCAUGAGGAAUUUCAUUUUUUUGGGCAAAGAAUGUUUAAUAUGAUUAAUCUGAGUCAAACGAUUUAUCAAGGGAUUCUUUAUAUCCA
Punica granatum (pomegranate) is the source of this 1715-nucleotide messenger RNA. Lineage: Eukaryota; Viridiplantae; Streptophyta; Magnoliopsida; Myrtales; Lythraceae. The record is from RefSeq and is a predicted model, not a curated record.